GGUCCUGGACCUGAUUGUCUCAUUCUGGACCCUUCCAGACAGCCACGAUUAGUGCCUAGACCUAAGAGGAUGGCUUCAGAUGGAGCAUCUCCGUUGUCAAGACCAGACAUGACCACGAAACCUGGCGCUGACACGCCUCCUUUCACUGCUCUUCCCUUUCUCCCACCUACUGCAGGCCCACUGGACCAACCACCCUGGGAGCCACCCCCACAGCCUUCCAUGCCUUCAGCUUUCUCUCCAGGCAGCCCUCUGGUGCUGUCUGCAUUCCCCAGCCCACUGUUGAUGACAGGGGAUGGAGGCCCUGGCCCCAGUGGAGCUGGGGCUGGGGCUAGGGCUAGCAAAGUCAUUGUCCAAGUCAAGACAGAAGAGGGGCCAGCUGAGACCCUCCAAACUCAGAACUUUAUCCUUACUCAGACUGCCCUCAAUUGGAUCGCCUCAGGCACUCCCCGUGGGGGCCCUGAAGAUCCUCCACCUCAAUUCGCAGCAGCCUCUACUAUGAAGACCAUUCUGCCUGCUAAGGCUACUGGGGUGAGCCAGGAGGGGCCCCCAGGCCUUCCUCCUCAAGCUCUACUGCCAACUGCCCAACUGGCCCCCAUUUUCCCCUCAGAGAAGGUUUGGCCAGAGCCACAUAGGGCUCCCAGUGAAGGAGGCUCUGCGACAGCCCAAUCCAAGCCCUCACUGGGUGACCUCUCCUACACCUCCAAGGGCGUUUAUGAGAACUUCCGACGUUGGCAGCGCUACAAAGCCUUGGCCCGCAGGCACCUAUCCCAAACUCCUGAUGCAGAAGCUCUUUCCUGCUUUCUUAUUCCAGUGCUUCGUUCCCUGGCCCGGCUGAGACCUGCUAUGACCUUGGAGGAGGGACUGCCAAGGGCUGUGCAGGAGUGGGAGCGUACCAGCAACUUUGACCGGAUGAUCUUUUAUGAGAUGGCAGAAAAGUUCAUGGAGUUUGAGGCUGAGGAGGAAAUGCAGAUUCAGAAUGCACAGAUGUUGAAUGGGUCCCAAUGCCUGCUUCCUGCAACGCCUCUGAAACUCGAUCCUCCGGUGCCCCCAGCCCCAGAGGUUUGCCAGCAGCCAGUGUACAUUCCAAAGAAGGCACCCUCUAAGACCAGGGCUCCCCGCCGGCGACAACGCAAGUCUCAGAAGCUUCAAGUUCCUCAGGCACCCAAGGAGAUCCCACCAGAAGCAGUGAAAGAGUAUGCUAACAUCAUGGAUGGACUCUUGGGGAGCACCUCAGCCGCUAGGGAGUCAGAUGGCAAACAGGAAGAGGAAGAAGAGCAGCAGCAGCUGGAAGGAGGGAUGUAUCCAGACCCAGGUCUCUUGAGCUACAUUAACGAGCUGUGUUCUCAGGAGGUCUUUGUCUCCAAGGUGGAGGCUGUUAUUCAUCCUCAAUUUCUAGCAGACCUGCUAUCUCCAGAACAGCACAGGGACCCAUUGGCCUUAAUUGAGGAGCUCGAACAAGAAGAAGGACUCACUGUUGCUCAGCUGGUACAGAAGCGCCUCAUGGCUUUAGAAGAGGAGGAUGCAGAGGUGCUUGCAAGCUGCAGUGGAGCUCAACUGGACUCAAGUCCUUCUGUUUCUGAGGAGGAUGAAGAUGGGGGUGGGCGACUUCGGCCCUCACCUGGGCUUCAAACGGCCAAGGGCACUGUUUGUCCCACAAAGGCUGCUUCUCCAGGAAAGCAGGCAAGAGAAGGGCAUGGUAGGCAGGAGCAAGCCAUUGAUGGUCCAAGGAAGAUACACAGGGAUGAGAACACUGUGUCAUCCCUUAGAAGCUGGGACCUACAGCUAGAACUUGCAGCUCCACAGGCUACUCAGGGGCCCUUAGGCAUAGAGAGAAGAGGGUCUGGGAAGGUUACAAACCAGUUAUCCCAUCAGGAUGGCCAUGUGGGAGAUGCAAUGUUCCUUGGGCAUUCUUUGGUGGCAGACAGGACCUCAGAGGCCUCGCCCGUUUGCUGGCAGGAAAACUCCCAGCUAGAGGGAGCUUCCUGUUUAGAUGUUGGACUUUCAGACCCAGCUCCUCUGCAAGGUCAGGGGUUAGAAAACCAGGUCCUGGGGCUUCAGACAGGACAAGAGAUGGGGGCUCUUGGAGCACUUCCUCAAGGGAAGGAGCCUUUAGUGUUACCCCAAGAAGGCUCUGCAGGAACCAUGUGGGGAGAUGACAUAGGUCCUCUGAUGGUUCAGAGUUAUAAUCAGGACCCUUCUCCUGGAACAGCUGGAGACAGGGAUGAGGCUCCUCUCAGUCCAGGACUUUGGCUGAGCAGUGAGAUGGAUGCUGUAGGCUUGGAGUUGCCCUUACAAAUUAAGGCGGUCACAGAGAACUUACAAGAUGGGGAAAGUGUAACUGAGCACCAGGGAGGCGGUGAGGCACUGGGCUCUGGGAGCACCAUCUCUCUGUGCCUUGGAGAAACCACACCACCUGGGGAUGUGGAAAGCAGUGUACUUCCCUGUGGAGGCACUGAUGCCACAGCUGUCUCAGAAAAGAGAAACUACUACAGUUUGCCAGGACCUCUGACUACCAGUAGUCCUGCCUUGAGGUCCAAAGAAAAUAGUGAAGACAACCCUGAGACUACUCUGGAUCCUGGUGAUCUGUGGCCUGAAGGUUGCUCUCAACUGGUGGAAAGCAGAACUGAUGCCCCUACAUUGGAAUCUUCCAAUGAAACCCUCCUGUCAGCAUGUCAAAGCAAUACUCUUAUCCUGGGGACCCAGGAUGCCUCCUCCUUUCCUGAGGCCAACAAAGAUGCAGAGAUAAGAGACAAUUCCAUCUCUCCUUUGUUGGCAACCACAGAGCACAGCAGCCUACCAGAUGUUGCAGAUGACCAUGGCCUCCAACUAGAGGUCAGCAAGGGUAACUGCCCACCAGAUUUUAAUUCUUAUGAGCCCCCUGGAGAGAGCAGAGAGGAUACUCAUUUAUCCAAGCCAAAAGAACUUGCUCCUUUACCAGGAACUCCCAAAUCACCAUCUCCUCACCAGGGCCUUAAAAGCACCUCCCCAAGAUGGGGAACUAGGGAUGCCUUAGUUCUGAAAGAAUUAUCUCCUGUGCAUGAAACACACAGCUCAGCAGAUGGGGCCAACAAAGAGAAAGAGGAAGAGGAGGAAGAUGAGGAACUCUCUAACUUCGCCUACCUCUUGGCCUCUAAACUUAGCCUAUCACCAAGAGGGCUUCCCCUCAGUCCUCACCCUGCCUCAGGCCUGCCCUCUAUAGGUCAGGGGGUCAAGAGAGCACUGCAUUCCCUUUCUGCUGAGGUAGGUGGUAUUGACACACCUUAUCUUGCUAACAAAUCUGAGAAGCGAGCUCUAGUUGGAGGCUCAGCACCUGCUAAAAAGAAGCCCCACCGAGCUGGCCAAGGGGCCUCUGGGGAGAACCCCUUGGCUCUAGUUGUUUGCCCCACACAGCCUCAUAAAAGGCGGCGUGACAGUUUUGUCACAGGGAGAAGAAAGAAGCGACGUCGUAGCCAGUAG
Messenger RNA from Orycteropus afer afer, 3456 nucleotides. RefSeq names its product NUT midline carcinoma family member 1 (gene NUTM1). The record is from RefSeq and is a predicted model, not a curated record. The coding region runs from base 70 to 3456 and encodes 1128 amino acids. The transcript has 7 exons. Lineage: Eukaryota; Metazoa; Chordata; Mammalia; Tubulidentata; Orycteropodidae.